Penicillium canescens is the source of this 414-nucleotide messenger RNA. RefSeq lists its product as uncharacterized. Lineage: Eukaryota; Fungi; Ascomycota; Eurotiomycetes; Eurotiales; Aspergillaceae. The transcript has a single exon. The coding region runs from base 1 to 414 and encodes 137 amino acids. The record is from RefSeq and is a predicted model, not a curated record.
AUGCGCACGCGAACUGUGCCGCAAGAUCUGCCCAGCAACUACAAAUAUAUUCCUGGAUUGUCUGACCGACAGCGGGUAGAUAUGGUGCUACAGCAGCUGCAUGAGCAGCAUCGCUGGAGCCUCAAAUCCUUUCAUUACCACCUGGUAACGGCGCAGCCUGAAGAGAAACAUUCCUGGUCAACUGAGUGCCGAGUACGGAAGCUAUUUGAAGCCAUAUAUGAGCAAGAGGAGGUGAUGGCUGAAUUGCACAAGAUCCCUGAGAAUGCUGAGUCAUUAAGGCACUCAAAUCUGGUCAAGCUCAUCCGAAAAGAGCUUGCCCAGUUUGACAAACCCAAAGUUGGGCUUGGUCAAUUCGCCACAGACGAGACCGUCGAUCAACUGCAUAUGCCCGAGAUGAGGCCAUGCGUUCGUUGA